Zea mays is the source of this 1426-nucleotide messenger RNA. Its product is annotated as E3 ubiquitin-protein ligase SINAT5-like. Gene Ontology annotation, biological process: ubiquitin-dependent protein catabolic process; multicellular organism development. Gene Ontology annotation, molecular function: ubiquitin protein ligase activity; zinc ion binding; protein binding. Gene Ontology annotation, cellular component: cytoplasm. The record is from RefSeq and is marked provisional. The coding region runs from base 178 to 1203 and encodes 341 amino acids. The transcript has 3 exons. NCBI's taxonomy places the organism in Eukaryota, Viridiplantae, Streptophyta, Magnoliopsida, Poales, Poaceae.
CUUGCCCUGUCCCCUCGCCGCCCGCGCCCGUGGAGUUCUUCGAUCGAGUCCUCGGAGCCCGGAGCACCUGGUGCAACAAUCCGGACCCGCGCGAGGAAGGGCGGAGAGAGAGCCGAAUCUGAGCCUCGGCACAAGUUGGGCACCCGUCAAGAUUCUCGGCCCGAUCUGCUGCGGAACAUGGAGCUGGACAGCAUCGAGUGCAUGUCCUACUCCGACAGCAUGGGGGACGACGACACCGACGCCGUCACCUCGUCCCAGCUCCCUCGCCCCUUCCUCAAAUCCUCCUCCACCGCCGGUACUGCCGCCGUCAACGUGGUCGUCGUCUCCGACCGCGUCGGUGCCGCCGGGCCGGUAGCGGGAGCGGGUUCGCUGGUGAUUUCGCCAGCCACGGGCGUGCACGAGCUGCUCGAGUGCCCCGUCUGCACCAAUUCCAUGUACCCGCCUAUCCACCAGUGCCAAAAUGGUCAUACUCUAUGUUCCACCUGCAAAACUCGGGUGCACAACCGCUGCCCAACUUGUCGACAAGAGCUAGGUGACAUCAGGUGUCUGGCAUUAGAGAAGGUGGCUGAAUCACUUGAGCUCCCCUGCAAAUACUACUCUCUUGGAUGUUCAGAAGUCUUCCCAUACUACAGCAAACUCAAGCAUGAAUCACAGUGUAAUUUUAGGCCAUACAACUGCCCUUAUGCUGGUUCUGAAUGCUCAGUUGUUGGGGAUAUUUCUUUUCUUGUGGCACAUCUGCGAGAUGAUCAUAAAGUGGACAUGCACUCUGGAUGUACAUUUAAUCACCGCUAUGUCAAGUCCAAUCCAAGAGAGGUUGAAAAUGCAACUUGGAUGCUAACUGUUUUUCAUUGUUUUGGGCAGUACUUUUGCUUGCACUUUGAGGCAUUUCAGCUUGGAAUGGCACCAGUAUACAUGGCUUUCCUCCGGUUUAUGGGCGAUGAAAAUGAUGCUAGGAACUACAGCUAUAGCCUUGAGGUUGGUGCAAAUGGCAGGAAGAUGAUAUGGGAGGGAACUCCCCGCAGCAUCCGGGACAGCCACCGGAAGGUUAGGGACAGCCAUGAUGGUCUAAUAAUUCAGCGCAACAUGGCUCUCUUCUUCUCAGGUGGAGAAAGGAAAGAGCUGAAACUGCGAGUCACAGGCCGUAUCUGGAAGGAGCAGCAGAAUCCUGACUCAGGAGCCUGCAUUCCCAAUUUGUUCAGCUGAGCUCAGUAACAAGAGGAUGGAUCCAGGUGUAUAUUGAUACGGCCGAUGUGUUUGUGUGAGCGUGUGCCUGUGCUUUGCGUUUUGUCCUGCCAAGCUGCCAUUGCAGCCCGCCCUAAAUUAGUCAGGGCGUAUUUACUGUUGGCAGGAUAAUGAAAAUACUGGCUUACUCCUUUUGUGGGCUGUGACUAAGCUCCCAUGAAUCUCACGAUAAGCAUUUUUCUCG